CCAAGUAUCACAGAAAUCCAAGUGACAGAAACUAGAAGAAUGGCUUCCAAGUCUGCCCUUGUCCUCUGCAUCGUCAACCUCCUCUUCUUCACGAUGGUAACCUCCACCUAUGCGCAAUCACCAUCGCCACCUCCUCCUUCCUCAGGAAAUCAGCCGAGUUGCCCUAUGGACGCUCUUAAGUUAGGUGUCUGCGCCAACUUGUUGGGGGGUUUGGUCGGGGUCACCAUCGGCAAGCAGAGCGAUUGCUGUACCCUCAUUGGGGGCCUCGUCGACCUCGACGCUGCCGUCUGCCUCUGCGCGGCCAUUAGAGCCAAUGUCUUAGGCAUCAACCUUGACGUUUCCCAUAGCGUGGACGUGAUUCUCAACAACUGUGGCAGAACCCGCCCCGGGGGAUUUCAGUGUGCUUAAUUCAAGAGAUAUAUGUGUCGUCACUGUCUCCACUGCACUAUCCUCAUCAAGUUCUAUAGUUCUUGGUGACAAAUAAAUUAUAUCAAUAAAAGUUUAUAGUGAUCUAUGAUUCCCCUU
This is a messenger RNA of Neltuma alba, 525 nucleotides long. RefSeq names its product pEARLI1-like lipid transfer protein 1. The record is from RefSeq and is a predicted model, not a curated record. Bases 40 to 408 code for a protein of 122 amino acids. The transcript has a single exon. Lineage: Eukaryota; Viridiplantae; Streptophyta; Magnoliopsida; Fabales; Fabaceae.